Messenger RNA from Diospyros lotus (date-plum), 3501 nucleotides. Its product is annotated as inactive protein kinase SELMODRAFT_444075-like. The coding region runs from base 1080 to 3329 and encodes 749 amino acids. Gene Ontology annotation, molecular function: protein kinase activity; ATP binding. The record is from RefSeq and is a predicted model, not a curated record. NCBI's taxonomy places the organism in Eukaryota, Viridiplantae, Streptophyta, Magnoliopsida, Ericales, Ebenaceae. The transcript has 10 exons. Gene Ontology annotation, biological process: protein phosphorylation.
AAAGUGUAUAAAUUGCGUCUUCCUUUAUCUCUCUCUUUCUUUCUCUCUCUCAUUCAAUUGCUGUAUGCAUGAACAGAGUAAUUCAUGUUCGUUUGGACACACGCUCGCUCUUUGAUUUUGAUGGAUGUCGAAGGCCGCAGCUCCUGCAACAAAUAUGCUGAUUUGCGGUUAGGCGUGAGUCUGAUUUCAGUAUCUCAGACUCUCGGUGCUGUUUUGAUUUGAGAAGUUUGGAGUGUGAUUGAGAUGGAGACCGAAACGUACGAGUGGUGUUCCUCCUGUUUUAUCGGUGAUUUUGAGGAGUGACCGUUCCGGAAUCUGAUUUAACAUUCGUUGUGAUCCUACUUGAAAUAGGAAGUGAAAGUGUUUUGUUCGGAUUUCGGAUCUGGAAAGCGCCCCAGAGCUCAGUCACCGUGCGGUCUUCUCUGAUUUGAAAGCCUAGGGCUAAGAGGUCGUAUGUGGUGUGUGUCGUUUGCCUGCUGUGUGUAUGCAAUGUGCUGGUGAACAGUGUGAUUGGUACCAGCAAGAUUCAUCUCUUUCUCAUGCGUUUGGAUUCAUCUGGCUAACUCGGGCGAAAUUUCUGCAGAUCCGCCAAUGCUUGCUACAUAUUCGGAAUAUUCGUGGCAGAAAACUUUUAUCUACUUCGGUCAAUUAGUGGGAGCAAGGCGAAAUGCAACGGAGUGCUUUUGGACGUUUUCUUUUGUUGCAUAGAAGGGAGGACUACUUUUGUUGUGCAAAUUAGAGCAAAGUGUUUGCUGUUCGGAUUUCUCAAAAGAUUGGGUCGAGUUGUUGGUUAAAACGGUCUUGUCAGUUUUGAGAGGGACUGACCAUCACAGUUGAUUAAGGUGAAAAUGUCGGGUGUACACUAGCUGAGAGUAUACCUACGAUGGAGGGACAGAAUAUACACAAUAAUUCUAAAAUAAUGUUUUCUUCUUGUCAUUUCGUGUAGCAUGUAUGCCUUUAUUGGUUCUGGGUUUGUGUUGUUCUGAAAUCAAAAUAUAGCUGGACCUGGGGAGAAUUGGGUUUGCUCAGAGAGAGAAAGAAGGGGGGUUGUGGUUGUGUUUUAAGAAAUUUGUGGCCUAAUGAAUCGUGAGUUGAAGAGUGGAAAGCAAGAGGAUUCGGAUGUCACCGAGAAGGUGGUGGUAGCCGUGAAGGCGUCCAAGGAAAUUCCCAAGUCUGCUCUCGUUUGGGCUUUGACUCAUGUUGUUCAGCCUGGGGACUGCAUUACCCUGCUGGUGGUCGUCCCUUCACAAAGUUCAGGUAGGAAAUUAUGGGGAUUUCCAAGAUUUGCUGGAGAUUGUGCCAGUGGCCACCGUAAGUCUCAUUCUGGAACAAGUUCAGAGCAGAAGUCUGAUAUUACAGAUUCCUGCUCCCAGAUGAUCCUUCAGCUUCAUGAUGUUUGCGAUCCUAUCAAAAUAAAUGUCAAGAUAAAAAUAGUUUCUGGAUCGCCGUGUGGUGCAGUAGCUGCAGAGGCCAGGAAAGCUCUAGCCAGUUGGGUUAUACUGGACAAGCAGCUCAAGCAUGAAGAGAAGCGCUGUAUGGAAGAGCUGCAAUGCAACAUUGUUUCUAUGAAGCGCUCCCAGCCAAAAGUUCUGCGGCUAAACUUGGUUGGGUCACCCAAAAAGGAAGCUGAGACAGCACAUCCUUUGCCAUCUGAACUGGAUCAAUCAUCUGAGAAAAAACCUAGAAAAAAGAAUGACCCCGUGAAUUCCAUUCGAGGACCUGUGGUGACUCCGACUAGUAGUCCUGAGCUAUUUACUGCAACUGAAGCUGGCACGUCAUCAGUAUCAAGCUCAGAUCCUGGGACGACCUCACCCUUUUUUAUUUCUGAAAUAAAUGGGGAACUGAAGAAAGAGGAAUUGUUAGGUGUAAAAGAAACUCCUGAUCUUGAUGAAUCAAGUUCAGACACAGACAGCGGAAACUUAUCUUCAUCUUCAUCAAGUUUAAGGUUCCAACCAUGGAUGGUGGAAGUUCUUAGUUCGCGUCAUCAUUCCUCACAACUUUCAGAUGAAAGCUCACAAAGAACCAAUCCUAGGGCUCAAGCACCCACAACAAAUGCUAUGCUGGAGAAAUUAUCCAAGGUUGAUCGAGAAGCUGGAUUUGGAUUGCCAAGUUAUAGACCUGAUCUGGAGUUCAGUGGAAACUUGAGAGAAGCAAUUUCUUUAUCCAGGAGUGCUCCUCCUGGGCCACCUCCUUUGUGUUCAAUAUGUCAACACAAGUCACCCAUAUUUGGUAAACCCCCAAGGUGGUUCACCUAUGCUGAGCUGGAGCUUGCUACAGGUGGAUUUUCCCAUGCUAAUUUCUUGGCAGAAGGCGGGUUUGGUUCUGUCCACAGAGGUGUUCUGCCGGAUGGUCAGGCAGUUGCUGUCAAGCAACACAAAUUGGCUAGUUCACAGGGGGAUCAGGAAUUCUGCUCAGAAGUGGAAGUUCUCAGUUGUGCUCAGCACCGAAAUGUAGUUAUGUUAAUUGGAUUCUGUAUUGAGGACCGGAGAAGGCUGCUCGUUUAUGAAUACAUAUGUAACGGGUCGCUGGAUUCUCAUCUAUAUGGUCGUCAUCAAGAUCCAUUGGAAUGGUCUGCACGUCAAAAAAUUGCCGUGGGAUCUGCUCGAGGACUCCGGUAUCUUCACGAAGAAUGCAGAGUGGGUUGCAUUGUCCACCGGGACAUGCGGCCUAACAACAUCCUCCUCACCCAUGAUUUUGAGCCACUAGUUGGAGAUUUUGGCCUGGCAAGAUGGCAACCUGAUGGAGACACAGGAGUUGACACAAGGGUAAUUGGAACUUUCGGGUAUCUGGCUCCAGAAUAUGCUCAAAGUGGUCAGGUCACAGAGAAAGCUGAUGUUUAUUCUUUUGGGGUUGUUUUGGUGGAGCUUGUUACUGGAAGAAAAGCUGUGGACCUUAACCGGCCAAAGGGUCAGCAGUGCCUCACCGAAUGGGCACGCCCACUGCUGGAAGAGUGUGCCAUUGAUGAGCUGGUCGACCCACGGCUGGGAAGCAAUUAUAAUGAACAAGAGGUCUAUUGCAUGUUACAUGCUGCAUCCUUGUGUAUUCGUCGAGAUCCUCAUUCAAGGCCUCGGAUGUCACAGGUACUCCGAGUAUUGGAGGGGGACAUGAUCAUGGACUCAACUCAAUUAUCGACCCCCAAGUACGAUGUGGGUAGUCGAAGUGCGAGGAUUUGGCAGGAACAGCAGCAGCAGCAACACCAACACUAUAGCGGCCCAAUAUUAGGUGAAGCAUUAGAAGGAUUCAGCGGUAAGCUCUCUCUCGAGUCACCGAGGCUGCCUUACUGGGAAAGGGAUAAGGCCAGGAGGCCUUCUUGUGGGGAUGACUCGUGAAGAGCACUGCCCCACUACAAGCUGCACUGCCUAAUGGGCUCGAAGUAUCUCUUUUCCCUUCCUUUUUGGUUAAUUUCCUGUUCACUUCAUUUUUGUCUAAUGAAAUCUGGAUUUUAGUUGUGUAUAAUAAGUAGUAUAUGGGGAAUUAAAAAUAUGUAGGGGUUUUGUUGUC